AGCGGGAGCUGGGAGCGGGCGGCCGGCCGGGCUCGGGCCGGGGGUCUGGGGGAGCGGCCCCACCAGGCUUCGCCAUGCUCGGGGCCCGAGGCGGGUGGCGGGCCCUCCGCCGCUGCGCCUCCCUGCCGCGGCCCCUGCGGCUGCGGGUGCGCGAGGCGCUGGGGGCGCGGGAGCCGGCGGACGCGGUCAGAGUGCAGGGCUGGGUCCGCUCUGUCCGAUCCCAGAAGGAAGUUUUGUUCCUGCACAUAAAUGAUGGGAGUUCUCUGGAAAGCCUCCAGGUGGUUGCUGAUCCCAGCCUGGAAAAGAGAGACCUGACUUUUGGAAGUGCAGUGGAAGUUCAAGGGAAGCUUGUCAAAAGCCCUCAUAGGAUGCAAAACAUGGAGCUGCAAGCUGAAACCAUUCGUGUAGUGGGACCUUGUGAUAUUUGGUCGUUUCCCCUGAAGAUGAAGGAGAGGCACCCUCUGGAGUAUGUCCGACAGUUCCCCCACCUGCGCUGCAGGAGCAACAUGCUGGGCGCCCUCCUGCGAAUCCGCAGCGAAGCCACUGCGGGCAUCCACUCCUUCUUCCAGGAUAAUGGAUAUGUGCAUAUUCAUACCCCCAUAAUUACAUCCAAUGACUGUGAAGGUGCUGGGGAACUCUUUCAAAUUGGGACAUCAAGUGAGGCAAAGGAAUCUGCAGAAAAGACCCAUUUCUUCAAUGUGCCUGCCUUCCUGACAGUUUCUGGCCAGCUCCAUUUGGAAGUAAUGGCAGGUUUUACAGAGCUCAUGAGCAACCUCCAAGCUGUGGCUGGAAAAGGCUGGAAAGGGGAGGUAUGGAGAAGACUUACCAGGGCUUUUACUCACGUGUUCACCUUUGGCCCAACGUUCCGAGCGGAAAACUCACAGAGUCGCCGGCACCUGGCAGAGUUCUAUAUGGUGGAGGCUGAGCUGUCCUUCACUGAAAGCCUUCAGGACAUCAUGCAGGUUAUGGAAGAUCUCUUCAAGACAGUGACAAGCACUGUGCUCUCCAAAUGUGCUCAUGAUGUUGAGCUUUUUCAUAAAUACAUAGCUCCUGCACAGAAGGGCAGGCUGGAACAAAUACUGAAGCACAAAUUUAUGAUAAUUUCCUACAGUGAAGCAGUGGAAAUUUUGAAGCAAGCUCCUCAAACUUUCACUUUCAAGCCAGAGUGGGGCUGUGACCUCCAAACGGAACAUGAGAAGUACCUGGUGAAGCACUGUGGUGAGGUUCCUGUGUUUGUGGUUAACUACCCAUAUGACCUCAAACCUUUCUACAUGCGGGACAAUGAAGAUGGACCUCAGCACACAGUUGCAGCUGUUGAUCUCCUUGUACCAGGAGUAGGGGAGUUGUGUGGAGGCAGCUUGAGAGAGGAGCGACUGCCCUUCCUCAAAUCACGCUUACAGAGAUUAGGACUCACAGAUGCCUAUCAAUGGUAUCUAGACCUGCGGAAAUUCGGAUCAGUUCCUCAUGGAGGCUUUGGAAUGGGGUUUGAACGCUACCUGCAGUACAUCUUGGGAGUUGACAAUAUCAAAGAUGUUAUUCCUUUCCCCAGGUUUUCUCACUCCUGUCUCCUGUAGCUCAGCAGCUGACUCACAUGGAGAAAACUGCUGGCAUAACUAUGUGUAUAUAACAUACCAGGAUAUGACUGAGUGUGUUUUAGUAGGAAAUCAAGAUAAUUUUUAUAUCAAUGAAACUCUUGGUCAAUUUAAUGUGGGAUAUUGAAAAUAACAUAUGUUCUGGUGAGAUUAUAGAAGGACACUGGCAGUUAAUUUGAUAGCAGCUUGUGUCUUCAGUGCACUUCGGGACUAUUAAUAAAUCCCACUAAACUAAAGGGUUACGAUUCUCAUGAGACUAGUACAAGCCAUGGAAGUACUGAUCAAGCAUCGUUGCAAGGCAGCAGGGGGUUUUAUGUGAAAUACUAAUAAGGAAGUGUGGCCUAAAAUAUUGUCAUGGCUGUGAUGCACUUGCUGUCAUGAAAUGGCUGCUGCAAAGCAUGAUUCUCCCCACUCCAAGUUAAAAGCAAAUAUUGUUUACCUUGAAAAAAUCAGCCAAACCUAGCAAGGAACAAUGUCAUAUUGGAACUGCCGGAGGGAGUUUGGUGAAUUGAUGUUUGAUUUUGUGAAUCAUCAAUAAAGAUGUACACUGGGUUGUUUUAUAA
Molecule: messenger RNA, 2155 nt
Organism: Corvus hawaiiensis (hawaiian crow)
Lineage: Eukaryota; Metazoa; Chordata; Aves; Passeriformes; Corvidae
Gene: NARS2
Product: asparaginyl-tRNA synthetase 2, mitochondrial
Exons: 15
Coding region: 75-1574 (499 amino acids)
Biological process (GO): asparaginyl-tRNA aminoacylation
Cellular component (GO): mitochondrion
Molecular function (GO): nucleic acid binding; ATP binding; asparagine-tRNA ligase activity
Source: RefSeq, a predicted model, not a curated record